AUGGACAUCAUAAGAGCAUCCUUGGCCGGAUCCUUGCAAGUGGUCAAGACAUGCCUCGCCACUAGGCGGGGGCGUCGUUUCCUUCUAGCCAUCCCAAUCGUUGUCGGUACCGUUCUUAUCCUUUCGACCCAUACUAUCGAUACCAUUGAUCUUCGCCGCCUUUCAAAAACCCACAACAAGGACAGCGACGGAAAUCGAUUCCUGGAACAAAACAACGUCUGGAGAGCACGCACCGUAGCGCAGGAGAUCGAGAUCCCGGACUCUACAUGGACUUGUACCGACGACGGACUAUCCCAAACCGAAAAGGACACCAAAAAGAUUAAGCGGUCUCGUCAGUGUGUCGUCAAGAAUCUUUGUGUGGACCGCCAAGGUGCUUUCAUCAGGAGCAGUAAUCGGAACGUUAUUUCCAUGCCAGAGGUGAAUUUGAUGUCAGUGAAUGGGCCCUCGGACAUAUUCUGGAAGCCAAGGGUGGAACGUUCCCGAAGCAAGAUGAUGAAAGCUCAUUAUGUUGACGAGACACUGUUUGUCCAUGGAAUCUUUUCGCCCGGGCACUUCUCUCACUGGCUUUACAACGGCAUGCUGCCACUGUACAGUACGAUGAAGAGAUUCAACGGGACAAAGGAUUCUUGGACGUUCCUUGCAGGAUACAAAUACUACGACCAGGACAGCAAGCGCAGCAAAGGGUGGGAGAUGCGGCAUGUAUUUCAAACGGGAUUCGAACUGGUUCUUUCUCAGGAUCAACUCGUCACAGAUUUCCAGAUGCUCCCUCCUGACGACGCACCAAUCUGCUUCCGUUCUGCUGUUGUUGGAUUGGGCAGCCAGUGUGCAUUGGAUUACUGCGAGUUCAACAUCCCUGUCGAGAUCUACUCGUCCUUCCGGGAUAUCGUUUUGAACUACUACUUUCGGACUCCUCAGAUAUGGGAACAACACCUCGGAAUCAUGCAGGAGAGCAUCGAUGCUGCUGCAAAGAUCCAGCAACAACAGGCCGCUGCAGUAGAGAAUGUCGAUGUCAAGCCUCCGAGGACGCCUCUGAAGUGUCUUGAGCUGGCUCGUUACUACAACUUUGAGCCAUCGACUGGUGAAGACCCUGUUCAGCCAUUGAAGGAGAGCAGGAGCCGUGUCGGGCAGCUGGUCCCGGAUACCGUCGAUCCAGAAGUGGACCCCUCAACCGGAAAGCGGAGGUUGGUCGUUGCCAUCAUUCAACGUGAAGGCUCAAGGCGGGUGAUUAACGACAAAGAGCUGGUGGAAGGUCUAGCUGCUGCGGGAUUUCGUGUCAAGUGGAUCACCCUCGACCACGGCUGUGGAUUGGCAGAGACUGCCUACCUUCUGCGCGAUGUUCACGUUUUAGGGUCUCCUCACGGGAAUGCGAUCGGGGCGUCCAUCUUUAUGCCUACAUCUAACCCCGUACCGACUGUGAUCAGUCUCGACGCCUCCCGAUACUCGGAGUCUUGGUUCAUCAACACCGCCACUGCGAUGGGCCAGCGAAUCUUGCAGUCGGUCUGUGGACCCAACGGUUAUGUGGAUGAGGCUACCAAGACGAGAUGCCCCUAUCAUAAGGAUAUGACAGGAGCCAGCAAACUCUUCACGACCUACGGCUGGAGGGUUGUUCUCGGCUUGACCGACGAGAUGACCAAGGAGUACAGGGAGAAGAGCGCCCAGGAUCAAUUGACGAAAGAGGUGAUACAGGAGUUCCGGGAGAGGGUCAGCAAGAGCACGUCUGCACAACAGCUCGCGCAAGAGGAACUGGAUGUUUUGAUCGGUCCAGAGUUCCCACACACCAUUGUCGACAAGUAUGACAGCGAUGUGGUUGUAUACUACCUAGAGGUCUUUUGGAGAGACGCCCCCCGCUACGCAGACGUGCCCCGUGUGGUCGCCCUCAUGCGAGAACUUCAGGAGGAUCAGGAGCGGGAGCAGGCGGCUGCUGCAGCUGCAGCCCAAAAGUCGACUUAUGCCUAUGAGCCGUACUUCGCAUACGUUCGCGAGAACCGGGUCUGUGGUGUCAAGUACUGUAAGCAGAUUCUCACCAGGAAUAUGCUUGCAGAGUCAAGGUCCUAUGGAAUGCACUCGAUUGACGAUCCUUCGCGGUGGGGUCAGUCUGCGGUGGACAUGAAGACUCUUCUUGAGGGUCUUGAGUAUUCUCAGAACUGGCUCCCAACCUCAUUAUUAUCUUAG
This is a messenger RNA of Linnemannia hyalina, 2172 nucleotides long. NCBI's taxonomy places the organism in Eukaryota, Fungi, Mortierellomycota, Mortierellomycetes, Mortierellales, Mortierellaceae. The record is from the annotation of a GenBank genome assembly.